AUGUCGACCAAAAAGCUGGGUCGACAAAUAUAUGAUGAUGAGGGGCACUCGAUGGCGCUGGGAGGAUCGAGGAGCUCGGUAUGGAUCAAUCGCCAGCCUCUUGGUAUGGUGGUAGAGACUGGACGGAAGGAGCUCAAUAAGGCUGAUCGAUCCCAAACCAAGGGCCUGGUGAAUCGGCAGUGGGAUGAGCCCUUGCCAGCUGCUCGGGAAGUGGAGGCUCCCUCUCCGACGGAUAUGCAGGUGGAGAAGGUGACGGAGCGAUCGCCGAUGAGACGUCAUAGUCCCAGGGGCUUCGUCAUUAAUCGAGCUCCCAAAGUUAAGCUUGGUGGCGGCGGGAAACAGAAGCUGAUGACGCCAACGAAGGUGAAGGAUGUUUUGGACCUUUUGUAA
Molecule: messenger RNA, 390 nt
Organism: Linum trigynum
Lineage: Eukaryota; Viridiplantae; Streptophyta; Magnoliopsida; Malpighiales; Linaceae
Source: the annotation of a GenBank genome assembly